UAGAAAUCACUGAAUGGUGCCCUUAAAUGGGUAGACUGUACAGUAUGUGAAUCAUAUCUCAAUAGAUUGUUCAAAAAGGCAGAGGAAGGAGGGUCAGACAGCAGCUGUGCUGGAUUUGUGAUGAGCCGUGCAGCGGAGUCGGGCUGACCAUGCAAGGUGGCCAUCCAGGAGUCCCCAGGACAGAGGUCCAGACCGACACACGCUCUCUGACUCUUCCUCUGCUGACAUUUACCCAAAACUAGGAGGACAUUUGGCACCCAGCCAAAUGUCAUAACCCAGACCCAGGGAGCAGCCCUCCAGAGGCCCUAAUUAGAGGGUUUCUGGGUGAGGCGUUUUCAUUCCCCGUGAUGAGUCUUUCAUCUUCAACCUAAUGCUUUUAUUUCUUAAUAAUAACAGGAGUGGGAGUGCACGAAGCCACUCCCCUCUGCGCUGUGUCUCACACCCCACAAUUAUCCCUCAUUCUGCUCUUGGGAAGUUUCUUCUAAAAGCUUUAGUCAGAAAGGAGCAAAUCCCAGAAAUGGGCUACACGCUGUUCUCUGAAAUGGAUGCUCAAGACUUUCCGCGAGGGGCAUCCGCCAAUGGACACGGACACUGAGCUGAGUCCCCAGUGGAAGGGGGUGCCGCUCACUGCCUGCUUCUGUGGUUCCUGGGACAGAAGGUUUACGGGGCCUGGAGGGAGCCCCGUGGCAGACAGAGGGGCCCCCGAGGGCUCAGGGCGCUGGCCUUCCACCCUCCUGGCCUGUCCCCGUGGGCAUGGGACCUGCCGAUUACAGCUUGAACAGCUGAACAAGGACCUGAACGAAGUUUUACAUAAAGUUCAACAGCACUGCUGUGAACUUCCUCCAGACCAAGGGCUCCAGCCUGCAGAUCAGCCGACAGACAUGAGACGGAGGUGUGAGGAAGAAGCACGGGAAAUAGUUCGGCACGCAAAUUCCUCCCUGCUCUCGUGUUCCCGGGCUGAGGACCAAGCGUGUUGGAGCAGACCAUCUGCAGUGCUCUCCCUGGCUCCGCUGUCAUCUCCAGCACCUCUCAGACUACAGUUCUGUCCCCUGUGGUCAGGGUCACCACUCCAGGCUGGGCUCAAAUGGCACAGGGGCCCGGGAGGUGAGGCUGCGCUUCAUGCUUUUGUCCUCAAAGUAGCAUCGCCUCCUGUUGCUUCAGAGACAGGGCAGCAAACUGCUCCCCUUCUUCCUGUAGCCAAGGAGCCUAUGUCCAAGCCCAGCCUGGAGAGGCGUGUGCGGCCCUUCCCUCGGCCUCCAGGGUACCUCAGGGCAGCCUGACCCUGCCCCCGGUGCCAGAGUGACCCAAGGCAGGACCCAGAGAUGGCGUAUUUGUGCACAAAGCCCGCUGCAGGCUGAGCCUCAGAGGGACACGAGUUUUCAGCAAGUUCUUCAACCAAAUGGGGGCCCAAGUCUGCCCUUUGAGAGUUGGAGGCUGCUCACCUCCACCCUACACAUCAAAGUCUCUGAUUGUGCUUCUGCCCACCUCACAGCCGCUCUGUGUGUCAGAACUUGCCCCCAGCCUGGGGAGGAAUGUGGCGGGAGUUUGCUGCCCAUCAAACAAUUCUUUGUUGUUAGAACCAGGUGUGGACUGGGGGUGGGGAGGCUGCUGGCCUUGUUUCCCAUGUCUUCCUCCACAAACAUGCAUCAGGCCUCUGCCCUGGGCAAAGCCAGCUCAUACUCAACAGUGGAGGAAGACACUGAAGCCAGGGGCUUCCUCCUGCAGAGAUGAGGGGAUGGGUUCUGGACCCUGCGGGUGUAGACAGAGCAACAUGGGUGAAUUUUGUCCUGCUGGCCCCACACCCAACCCAUCCCUCUGGUCCUAGUGAUUGACAUUGCUCUCAGAUCCUCCCCCUCAGCCCCAGCUCCAGGUGCUCAGUGUCCUCAGCCAAGGUGGGUCAGUCAGUGAAUUCAACCCUGCCAGCUAUAGAGACGGCUCCAGAAAUGGAGGAGGCCAACUCCAGCAAGAGUCAGGUUUUGGGGGGGAAAAAGUGAUCUUUUCUCCUGCAGUUGCUGCAUCUGCGAUGGGCCAGAAAGAACUGGCAGAUGUCUUGCCUUUAGGAGGACCAGCCUAGCUACCUACUGAUGGAGGGAACACUGGAGGAAGCAGAGGUCUGAUGGCUCAGGCUGAGAUCCUGGA
Molecule: messenger RNA, 2139 nt
Organism: Bubalus bubalis (water buffalo)
Lineage: Eukaryota; Metazoa; Chordata; Mammalia; Artiodactyla; Bovidae
Exons: 2
Coding region: 546-1280 (244 amino acids)
Source: RefSeq, a predicted model, not a curated record